Molecule: messenger RNA, 2956 nt
Organism: Mirounga angustirostris (Northern elephant seal)
Lineage: Eukaryota; Metazoa; Chordata; Mammalia; Carnivora; Phocidae
Gene: FAM47E
Product: family with sequence similarity 47 member E
Exons: 9
Coding region: 148-1515 (455 amino acids)
Biological process (GO): transcription initiation-coupled chromatin remodeling; protein localization to chromatin
Cellular component (GO): chromatin
Source: RefSeq, a predicted model, not a curated record
CCCGGGGGAAAGCGGGGUGCGCAAGGGGGCGCCUGCGCCGGCCGGCGCGAAUCUGGCCGGCGCACAGCUCGGCGGUCUCCUAGCGACCCGGGCCGCCGGGAAUACACAGCACCGAGGCCCGGCUGUCGUCCCGGAGCGGGGGAGACCAUGGCCGAGGCCUGGCGGCUGUGCGGACCGGCGGCGCCCACCCGGUUGCCGGCGGGCGGGACCUGCGGGCCCCGGUACAAGGAGGGUCUACCUUCCAAGUGUUUCACAAAGCACAGGCACAAGCCGACGUGUCCCACCUCCCUGAACAGCCUGCGGUGGACGUUUGUGAAGAAGGGACUGGAUGACUUCAGGAGGGGCUGCCCUCCUUGCAAGGGUCUGCUCACUCGGGGUCCUCAGGAGGCCUUUCUCCCCCAGAUCCAUCACACAGCUCCCCGACCUGCCCCAAAGAAGAGGCAACACAGGCGGCCCAAGGAAACAGCCCUCUUUCCCAAGCUGUCACCAGUGCCGCGAGCACGGAAGGCAUUCCUGGCGGACGGUGAAGCCCAGCUGACCCCGCACCCUUUGGCUCUCUACCCUAAUCUGGGGGAAGACAUGCCUGUUGAGCUCUUAUUAAAGGUGCUGGAAGUGCUGGAUCCCGACAGGAAACUGGAGGACACAUGGGCUUAUUGUCAGGGCGUCAGGAAAAGAAAAAAGGAAUCAGCCAAACCUUUAAAAAAGCAUUCUACCCAAGUCGACCUGGGACUUCCCAAGAAGACUCCUGUGUCACAUCCAGGUCAAUGGCUUUAUGAAGAAAAGAAGCCAAACGAAACAGAUUUGCUCCAUAAAGAUGGUCCUCUUUGUUAUGAAAAUGUGCGCAAAGGAGUUAGGGACUUCUGCAACUGGGCUACUACUUUUGGAAGUUCAAACAUUGAUGAAGAGUUCAUCCUGAAACAGUUUGACAUUGACUAUCAGAGUAAACCAAGCCAUGAUGUGCUCCACACGAUAAGACUCAACCAGCCUCCUCUAGAGCUAAAGAAGAGAGUGGGGUUAAAGAAACUGCAGGAGCCACAGUUUUUCCAGAAACUAGACUGUGAGCAGAAACACCAGAAACCACAGAAUCCUCAUAAACCAAAGUGUGUGAAGAUGAGGUAUGGAGCAUGGUAUCUGAACACCAAGUUAUGGAAAAAGCAAAGAGCAGAUGAACCUUUGGUUGACCCCAAGGUCUCAUGUAAAGCUCAAGAUGACAAUUUUAAAAAGGAGCUGCAGGAACAGGUGCAGACUGUUGCCAUGUUACAAGGAUACCAGGAUGGCCAAAAUCUGGCGAGGAGGGGUCAUUUUUUUGCAGAAGCAGAAUGGGUUUCAUCCACGUGCCACAGUCUUUAUAGAUUUAUUUACUGCUGCCUUUGCACAAAAGUCAGCUGGGGCAUUUCCCGGACACUCAGGUUUCAGUCUCUCAGUGUGAGCCUCAGUUUUGAUGACGGCAAUUUCAGGAGGAGGAGUUACUUGCAGACCUUCAUGGAACCAUUGCCUUUAAGGAUUUCAUUCUAAGCAGAGGCUAUAGGAUGCCAAAUGAAGCCGUGCAGCCAACAUGAAGUUCAGGAAAUGCAAUACUGGAUUUCUUCUUUUCCAUGAAUGGCAGAGGGAGAGGAAGAGAAUCCCAAGCAGACCCCCACUGACACGGGGCUCCAUCUCACGACCCCGAAUUCAUGACCUGAGCUGAAAAUGAGUUGGAUACUCACUGACUGAGCCACCCAGGCACCCCUAUGUUUAUUAUAUUUUGUCUAAUUACCUAAUUGCACAUAUUAUAUAUUUUAUAACAUAUGUAAAUAUACUUGAGCAUAAAUAUAAUUAUAUGAUACAUGUGUAUAUAUAUAAGUGUGUAUAUAUAUAUAUAUUCCUCUUGCCAAGGACCAUAUAUAUAGGAGAUAUAUAUAUAUCUCCUUGUUUGCUGUUAUAAUAAUUCAGUUCUGUCUUAACAUUUUUUUAGUGGCAGAACACUUUUUAAAAAAAUUUUGAUUUGUCCCUUGUUGGUUUAGUCCAUUUUGUUGAUGAACAUUUAGUUCAAUUUUGGGCAAAAAGAAGCACGCCUGACACACCGGCUGUACUCUUUUGGCUGCAUUACCUAGAGAGAGAUGAUGCCCCUGACUACAGCUGAGUCCUCUGAGAACACCUGUCAUUCAAAACCCUGGAAUAUAUUUUCUUCCUUUAUUCUUACAUCCUAUAUCCUCUAUUUUAUCAAUAAAAUUUCGACUGAAAGAGAGGAGGGAAUGUAUUUAGUAUAUAUAUUAUAUGUUUUCAAUGUCAUUAUUUAAAUAUAUAUACGUAUAUGUGUGUAUAUAUAUACACAUAUAUAUAUAAACAUUCAUUCUCUUUUUAUUCACGUGAGGUCUGGAUGCACUGUACAUACACAUUCAUAUAUGUUACAUGAGCACAGGUACUUUAUACACAUUCCAGUAUCUGCUGCUGGAUUAUCUACUCUAUUCAUUACCCUCAGCUUCAUUCUGUCUGCUACACAGAUGGGUCCCAGGUUUUUAAUAGAAGGGAUGAGCAGCACGAGGCUUUGCUGAGCUGAGCUGGGCUGGACUUGGGCACAGAACAAAUGGGAAUUAGAUUUAGGUAUUUCUGAUGCUGUACAAAUAGCUUCCAAAGUCUCACAUUUAUCAUGGCCAAUUGUCAACACGGGAUUUUGAGUACUAGAAGGAUAUAUGUCAGAGUGUGAAAUUGUGAAUUUGCGUAUGGUAGUGAUUGUGGGCAGGACUGUACAAUAUUUGUUUGCCAAUCUAAUGAAGGUUUACUUUUUUUUUUAAAGUUCCUUGAGAAGAUGUAUAUCAGGAAGGAACAUAAAUGUGAGUGUAAUAAGACUUCUGUAAAAUAACUCAAGCAUAGAAGAAUCUUGGAAAGAUGAUUAGACCAAUUGUAUUUACUACAUACUUGGUUAUUUCUCUGUCUCAUUUUAAACCUUAAAUAAAAUUUAUGAGUGUCCCAUGGA